AUGACUUCACCUCUCAACCACACGCAUGAUCUUUUUAUCCCAUCAGUCAACCCUUUCUUUAUGCUGGUCUACAGUCUGCUGUUUCCGGUGGGUUUACUCCUCAAUGGCUUCAUCCUAAAGUUUUACUUUCACCAAGUUCGGCAGCAGGCCUCAAACAGCUUGAUGGUCUACCUGAAGCACCUGACAGCUGCUGACUUCCUGCUCUGCCUCUCUCUGCCAUUGCGGAUAAUCCACUAUGCCAGCAGCUCUGGCAUUGUUUACAUACUCCACUGCAGCAUUGGAGCUACUUCCCUGUACCUCAACAUGUACGCCAGCAUCCUGUUCAUGGGGUACAUCGCUGUUAACAGAUAUCUGAAGAUCGUCCAUCCUUCAGGAACUCACAUCCUGCAGACAGUACGAACUGCCCACGUCGUCUCCACGGUCACCUGGGUUUUUCUUCUGGCUCAAACAAUCGCCUACAACAUUAUGUUCUUCAUCACUCACAAUCCUCUGGCCUCUGACCGCUGCUACUGUGGGCCCCUCUUCAGUACGUCAUUCAGCGUCCUUCAUAAAACAUUUCAAAUCAGCUGCACCAUCAUCUUCCUCUUGGUCUUCAUAUCCCUGGUCUUCUUCUACUACAGCACCUCCCGCAAGGUGUUGCAGGCACAGCAGAGGCAGCUGGCCUCCUCUAGCUCUGAGAAGCUGGUGAAAUCUUGCAGAAACAUGUUGGUGCUGGUCAGCAUCUUCUGUGUUUGUUUUGUGCCCUAUCACCUGGUUCGUGUUCCCUAUAGUUUUUUCUGGAAUAACUCUGUGGGUGGGGUGUUAUACUACCUGAAGGAGGCUGCCACCAUGGUGUCAGUUUUUAAUGUCUGUCUGGACCCUCUUGUUUACUUUUUCAUCUGUAAGACUUUUCGGGAGCAGGUGAAAAAGAUGUCCAGGAGAGUCAACGAUCCAACAAAGAGAAGGGGAGAGAGCAUCAAGAGCAACAAGGCAAACCAGUGA
This is a messenger RNA of Maylandia zebra (zebra mbuna), 981 nucleotides long. The record is from RefSeq and is a predicted model, not a curated record. Lineage: Eukaryota; Metazoa; Chordata; Actinopteri; Cichliformes; Cichlidae.